Molecule: messenger RNA, 2114 nt
Organism: Thrips palmi
Lineage: Eukaryota; Metazoa; Arthropoda; Insecta; Thysanoptera; Thripidae
Product: golgin-45
Exons: 8
Coding region: 240-1625 (461 amino acids)
Biological process (GO): Golgi organization; Golgi to plasma membrane protein transport
Cellular component (GO): Golgi membrane
Source: RefSeq, a predicted model, not a curated record
UUUCUUCGUCUUCACUUCUUCUCCCUCUGCUCUGCGGAUAGUGAGAUAUGAGAAAUAAAUCGGUACAUUUCGACGGGUGUGGCAGAGAGAGAAAUCCAGAAAUCAACAACAUUUUUGUGGAAUAUGUGUCAACGUUAAUCGUUUCUGCUAUUGCCGUUCUUGGUUAACUGCUAAGAAUUUUGAUCACAGCGACAUCUGUCAUUUCAACACACAUUUAGGUUACGUUACCCACAGUACAAAUGAAUACAAUGGAAGUUUUAACUGCUAAAAAUUUAAAAUCUAUUUUACCAUCACCACAUCGCACCCAGGGAGAUGGUAUGGAAAAUGACGUUGAAUCUCUUACUAAAUCUGAAACUCAGCCAGGUACAUCCUCAAAGCCAUCCAAGAAGUCACUGGUUGAUGAUUUUUUAUACCGUCCCGCUGAUGUAAGCCAACGUAGCUUACCGCCUCCUGUACUGCCUGGCCGUAUGGUUAGUCUGACUUCAAACAACAUUAUACACCUUAAGAAAGACAAACAUAAUACAAUUGGUUUCAAAUCCAAGGAGCCAAAGUUUGUGCCCUAUGAGCCAUAUAAGGCGGCAGUCAACCCAAUUGUGCCUAUUCCAAGACACAAAGGUUCCAUGAGAGCUCUUAUGACGUCAACUGCGGCUUGUCACAAAAGUUCUAUCAAAGAAGACAAGAUACGGAAAGAAUCUAUUAAGAGUUCAGUUUCGACUGAACCAGAACAAUCAAAGGAAGGAGGAGAGUGCAAACCAGCAUCUCAAAGCAGGGAUGAGGCUGUUAGUUCUGAUUCAAGUAAUGAAUGGAAGCAAGAGAAGAAAUUGAUGGAGGCAGAAAUUCAGCAACUCAAGGAUGACAACUGUCAAUUAGAGAUUCAACUGAAAUUUCAAACACAGGUGAAUGGUGAACUGAAGAAACUUCUUGUUGCUGCAGUUGGAGAAGAUAUUGAAACAAGGGUGAAUCAUUUGACAGAGGACAAAGUUCACCUGGCAAGGGCUUUGUUAACAUCAGCCCAAAGUCAGUCAACUCACCAAGAACAAACUGAAUGGUUGGCAGGUCAAUGUGAAGUAUGGCGAAGCAAAUUUCUUGCCAGCAGCUUAAUGGUAGAGGAACUAGCCCGAUGGAAAGCUGCGUUGAGUCAAAAAGCUAUUGACUUGCAAGAGGUUGUACAGCGAAUGUUGGAGGAAAGAUGUAAAAUUCGCUCAUCUCUACUAGAUUGUCAUAGAAAACUUAGUGUUCUGAGAGAUAAUUUUGACCUAGUAUCAGCAGUGAGUGGAGGUCACAGCACCUCACGUCGGCAUUUAUCCUCAAGUAGUAUUGUUGACCUCACCAAUGCCAAUCAGAAGCUUUGUGAUGCAGUUACUGUUCAGUUACUUGGCAGUGCCAUCAACAAGAUUGCAAAAUUCUCCCUUGACUACCAGAACCUUGAUCAGUACACUCCGACAGAAAAAGUUGCACUACAGUUGCUGCAGCAGCCUGUCACGGCUCUCCUCGCCGGUGGCCCCGAUGCGGCAUGCAACGCCGUGAUGGGAGCCGCCAUGGCUCUGGGAGGGUCCCAGCUGUUCCCUCAAGCUCCCCGCUUCGCCUGCUGUGCACACUGUAGUGGGGAAAUAAAGCAAAUGUGAUGUCAAAAAGAAAUGCUGUUUUAACUUCGAUUUUUGAUAAUAAUCAGGACCACACUUUCUAGACCUAAAUUUAUAGGGGGUGGAAAAGUAUAAGCUUUUGUUGUGUGUGUAAAAUUUUGUACCUUGACUCCAUAAAUAAUGAAUUUGUGACACUGUGAUUCAACGUCUUGGAUUAAUGGAAAUUUUUAAUAACUUUUGUAUUAUGUACACAAAUAAUUUAAGAUACCUUUGUAUAGUUUAGAUAUUUACUCUUUUGAGUUUAAUCAAUUGUUGACAAAUUGUAUAGUAUUUUAAUAUGUUACCUUAGUAAGAAGCACUUAAAUUGAUAUAGCUGGAAAUGAAGUUGAAGUCAAUUAUUUGUACUUUGUGAUCUGUGAUGUUACUGUUAGUGUUUUAUUUUAGUUGCUUUUUUUCUGUUCUUGGUUUCAUCCAUGUUCUUAUUAGAGCAUUUUGUGAUAACUCACAAUAAAAUUAAAAAACCCAAGUGCC